Molecule: messenger RNA, 2389 nt
Organism: Andrographis paniculata
Lineage: Eukaryota; Viridiplantae; Streptophyta; Magnoliopsida; Lamiales; Acanthaceae
Exons: 10
Coding region: 211-2136 (641 amino acids)
Molecular function (GO): zinc ion binding
Source: RefSeq, a predicted model, not a curated record
AAUGCCGAAGUACGGACAGUGCAGAGUCCAGAGGGACGGGACGGAACGGAAGAGAGAUAUUGGACAGAGGGAAAACAAAGAGGAGGAAGAAGGGGAAGAAGAAGCAUCAUACAACGAGCGGGCGAGCGAGCGGGGCAAAGGAAACCGUUUCAGCCGCCAGAGCCGGCGCUUUCUCCGACUAGGUUUUCAGAGCACUGCAAUGCUGCAGCCAUGAUUGAGUCUGAUAUUUUUCUUACCACCAAGGUUCAGAGUGAAGAUAUGCUGGUAGUAAUGGGAAAUGAGCAGGAACAUAGUGAAUCAGAAGGCAGCCGGACAAAGAAGAAGAAGAAGCAAGAUGGAACAUCGCGACCAGCUUGCUCUUGGGUGCAUUUUAGUCGUGAAUUUAUCAAGGAGUACACUGCUUCCCAUCCCGAAUCUUCAGGCUUGAAAGCGGCCACAAAAGCUGCUUCAGAUGCUUGGAAAUUGAUGAGUCCAGAAGAGAAAUCAAAAUACACUAAUCGAGCCCGUGAAGUUUGGGAUAAAUACUUGAGCACUACACCUGCUCGUGUGCCCAAGCCUAGAAGACAAACAAAACUUGUCACUAGGUGCUCUCCUGGUCGGUUAUUAAAUGUGUUGCAACGACUGACUCCUGAACAGCAGGCUGCUGUAAAGAGCAUGGGAUUUGGAAGUAUCCUAAAUCUCAGGUGCCGAACAUUGCGGCGCAGUCUGUGUCUUUGGUUAUUGGAGAAGUUUAACACAGUUCGGCGCAGCUUGGAGAUAUGUGGGGAACGCAUCCCUUUGAGUCCCCAUGAUGUUGAACUGGUGAUGGGAUUGUCUUCCAGUGGGAAAGAUGUUGUAAACUCUGGACCUGAUGAGUUAAUUGCUGAAUUACGCAAGAAGUACAAUGCAACAAAUCGUGGGAUUUCGGUCCGUCUCUUGGAGGAAAGAUUGGCAGUCCCUGAAGCUGGAGAAGAUUUCAAAAGAUCAUUUGUUCUUUAUGUAUUAGGCACUCUUCUUUGUCCCACAGCAAGACUAGAUGUCAGUCCGUCAUUUCUGCAUUUUUUGACUAACAUGGAUGUUGUACACCAAUAUAAUUGGGGGAAAUUUUUGCUUGAUCGGCUAGUUCGUGAGGUAGCCCGUUAUCGUCAAGGGAAGCAACGUGCAGUUGGUGGUUGCCUUUUGUUUCUCCAGCUCUUUUAUUAUGAGAGUGUUGCUGUUGGAGAACCAUCCGAACUAUCAUCUGCUGUUUUUCCAUGCCUGGCCUCUUGGGGUGAGGAAGAAAUAAGUGAGAGAGAAAAGCAAGAACGGGAGCUUGGAGGUUAUGGAUGUGGAGAGGUGGUUUGCAAGGAAAGGGGCUUAGGGGUGGGACUAGGUUAUAGAUCACAACAAGACAACAGUUCUCCGGCAUUAAGUUCACCAAAUAUUGAAAAUUACACUCUUAUCGAGCAGGUUGGGUAUCAGCAAUAUCUUUUUCAAGAAGAUUUGAAGACAGUCGAUGAUAUUGGCGAGGAUCAUGUUAACGGGGACAUGAUUACUGCUGAGGAAAAUAUGCCAUUAAGUGGAAAUGACUGCAAUGCAGUCUGCAUGGAAAUCGAAAUUGCGGAUCCAGACAGAGCACCUUGUCGAAAUAUCCAGUAUGGCUGUGCAGAAAUCAUGGAAAAUACUAAAAGGAAAGAUCACGAAGAGGUCUGCAUCUACGCACCUUGUGCUUGCCCCCUUCGUAAGUGCCAUUUCAUCGGCUCAACCUCACAGCUAUCCGAGCAUUUCAGCAGCAAGCAUUGGGACUCUGGAAGACGGUUUCAGUACAACAGCCCUUUACCCGUCACCUUAAACAAGAACGAGGCCUGCCUCGUCCUUCAAGCUGAGAAGGACGGUAUUCUUUUCCUUCUCAAUAAAGGGACAGAGAGUAUUGGCCACACUGUCAUGAUAACAUGCAUAGGCCCAAGCUCAUCCAAAGAACAGUACUUAUAUGAUGUGGUAUCUGAAAGAGGUAAUAGCUGUCUCAGAUUGAAGUCGUAUACGAACAAUUUUCCAGGCAGGGUCGAGGGUUCUCCUCCCGUGGAUUUCCUCCUUGUUCCGUUUGGUUUUUUAGCCCCGACUGGGAAGCUUGACCUAGAGGUAUGUAUACGGAACUCAACUGAUAUAGGAGCUGAUUGAUCGCAAAAUUUGUCGUCACUAUCAUGUCAUAUUUUUAUCUUGCAAAGUGUACUUAGUCAUUCUGUUAGAGAAAUAGAAAAGAAAAGAAAAAAAAAAGUGUUUUUAUGUGAUUUUAAGUAAUAUGCAACUUCAUUAGAGCAGAAACACUUAGGAGGCUAACCUAACAUUGCAAUAGGAGAGUGUACACUUAAAAUUCCAAGCCUCUCCGAUUCAUGAUCCAAAUAUUGUAAUUAUUUCCGGAUAAUAUAACAGU